AUGGAGCUUCCCCGGCGAGCACUUGCUUUCCUGUCCGUUGGGCUGCUCCUCGUCCAGCAGCGGGCUGAGGUGCCCGGGCGCACCUACCUUUACGACAACCGCUACGCCGGGCAUAAGGUAAUACGGAUUAUACCAGAGAAUGACCAAGUGGCAGAGACACUGAAGAUCCUUUCUCAACAACUUAAGGUGGACCUGUGGCAGCCAAGCAGCAUCUCUCUCAUCUCCAAGGGUACAGUUGCAGAUGUACAUCUGUCAAGAAACAGUUCACAAAUUCUUCAGUACUCCUUAGAACAAGCAAACAUCCAAUAUACAGUCCUCAUAUCUGAUCUGCAGAAAACAGUAGAAAAACAAAGUGAUUCAAAGCCAUUCAGGAAUCGUAGAUCAUUGCCAGAAUAUAGUUAUGAAAUAUAUCAUUCGCUGGAAGAAAUUCAAAGUUGGAUGUAUCAUUUGAACAAAACUCAUUCUGAUCUCAUUCACAUGUUCUCUAUUGGCAAGUCAUAUGAGGGAAGACCACUCUUUGUAUUAAAGCUAGGCAAAAGAACAAGGGUUUAUAAGAAAGCUGUCUGGAUAGAUUGUGGAAUCCAUGCAAGAGAAUGGAUCAGUCCAGCCUUUUGUCAGUGGUUUGUGAAAGAAGCUCUUCAGACAUAUCAAAAUGACUCAGCCAUGAGAAGAAUGCUAAAUCAGCUGUAUUUUUUUAUCAUGCCUAUUUUUAAUGUGGACGGAUAUCAGUUUAGCUGGACCCAGGAUCGAUUUUGGAGGAAAACAAGAUCAAGGAAUUCAAAGUUCCACUGCCAUGGAGUAGAUGCUAAUCGUAAUUGGAAAGUGAAAUGGUGUGAUGAAGGUGCUUCCCUCCAUCCCUGUGAUGAUACAUACUGUGGUCCAUUCCCUGAAUCUGAACCAGAAGUGAAAGCUGUCGCUCAUUUUCUUCGCAAACACCGGACUCAGAUAAAAGCCUAUUUAUCCUUUCAUGCAUAUGCCCAAAUGCUCUUGUAUCCAUACUCUUACAAGUAUGCAACUAUUCCAAAUUUUAACUGUGUGGAAUCUGCAGCUGUUAACGCUGUAAAUGCCUUGCAGUCAGUUUAUGGAAUAAGAUAUCAAUAUGGUCCUGCCUCCAGAACUUUGUAUAUGAGUUCUGGGAGUUCAAUGGAUUGGGCCUAUAAAAAUGGAAUCCCCUAUUCAUUUGCCUUUGAACUGCGUGAUACAGGUCAUUUUGGAUUUUUAUUGCCUGAGACCCUAAUCAAGCCAACCUGUACAGAAACCAUGCUAGCUGUUAAAAAUAUAACCAUGCACCUCCUAAAAAAGUGUCAUUAA
This is a messenger RNA of Python bivittatus (Burmese python), 1311 nucleotides long. It is a transcript of the gene CPA6, whose product is annotated as carboxypeptidase A6. The record is from RefSeq and is a predicted model, not a curated record. NCBI's taxonomy places the organism in Eukaryota, Metazoa, Chordata, Lepidosauria, Squamata, Pythonidae. Gene Ontology annotation, molecular function: zinc ion binding; metallocarboxypeptidase activity. Gene Ontology annotation, biological process: proteolysis.